Molecule: messenger RNA, 1064 nt
Organism: Coccinella septempunctata (seven-spotted ladybird)
Lineage: Eukaryota; Metazoa; Arthropoda; Insecta; Coleoptera; Coccinellidae
Exons: 2
Coding region: 480-998 (172 amino acids)
Source: RefSeq, a predicted model, not a curated record
AGCAAACUAAACGUAGAGCACAUCAAACAGUUUUUUGGCCGUGUAUUAAUAAAUAUAUCAAAAACAAAAUUGAAUCUUGUGACAAAUGUCAAAUUUGGAGACCAUCAUUACAAAAAGAAACUUUCAUGUAUGAUGGAGUAGUAGGAAAAUUACCAUUUCAAGAUAGUUCUAUAGAUUUAUUCAGUUAUGCAGGAAAACAUUAUAUCAUAUAUGUAGAUCGUUUCAGUGGAUGGCUUAUUGUGAUUCAUUAUGGAAAUAGGACAUCGGAUACAUUAAAAGUUGUUAAUAGUUGAAGGAAAUUUUUUGUAUAUACGGGUGUUCCCUUGAGGCUCAGGUCGGAUAAUGGUCCUCCAUUCAAUUCGAAUGAAUUUUCAAAAUUUCUCGAUAAGUGGAAUGUUUCUCAUGCCCCAUCCACUCCGUAUUAUCCACAAAGUAAUGGACAUGCAGAGGCUGCAGUGAAAUCAGUAAAACACCUCAUCAUGAAAUGUUUCAAUAAUGGAAAACUACACGAAGAACACUUCUGUAAGGGAUUACUAAAAAUAAGGAAUGCUCCUAAAGAGGAUGGAUUAUCUCCUGCACAAAUAUUAUACGGACACUCAAUGCGAACAUUGGUACCAACCCAUUAUGAAUCAUUCUCACCUAAAUGGAAAGAAAUAGCGGAUUUGUUGCAUAAAAGAGAUAGUAUAAGGUUUAGUACACAUGAGGGCGUUAGACGCCGCGUUGAGCGCGCGUUUGUAGUUUUUACUUCGACCGUCGCGUUUGCAGCGCGCUUCGAGUUACUGACGGGACAUUGGAACGUACACAUGCACGCGCGCUCAACGCGGCGUCUAACGCACUCAUCUGUACAUAGCCUAAGAGACAAAAUUAUGAAGAACUACAAUUUCCACGCAAAAGACCUACCACCAAUAAAAAUUGGCUGCAAGAUUAGAGUACAGAAUGUUAUCACCAAAUUAUGGGUUACCUUUGGAAUAGUAGAGAACCUAGUGGACGUAUCAUAAUAAGAAACCGAAGAUUUCUAAGGGAAAUCAAAGGGGGUGAAGAGGAUAGAUAGUUGAUAGAUAAUU